This is a messenger RNA of Vicia villosa (hairy vetch), 540 nucleotides long. Its product is annotated as E3 ubiquitin-protein ligase Os03g0188200-like. NCBI's taxonomy places the organism in Eukaryota, Viridiplantae, Streptophyta, Magnoliopsida, Fabales, Fabaceae. The coding region runs from base 1 to 540 and encodes 179 amino acids. The record is from RefSeq and is a predicted model, not a curated record. The transcript has a single exon.
AUGUUACCCAUUAUCAUUUUCUUCGUCCUUGUUUGUGCUCAUCAGUAUUGUACCGCAGAAGCACAGUCAGACGACUCAUCGGAAACAUUGUGGGACUUGUCUUCACUUGGUGUAGUUCUUGAAGGCCUCAUUGCAACAAUUCUCUUACUUUUCAUCUUUGUGUUGUUCCUAAAACGUUUCAGAUACUCACAAAACGACGUAGCAGAGAUACCAAAGUCUGAAAAUGACACUGGUAUAAAUCCUCAACUACUCGAAACUUUCCCAAUUGUAUUGUACUCUUCCGUAAACAAACAUGUUAAGGAAGGUGAUGAAGAUCCUCUACCAUGUGCUGUGUGUCUCGCUGAAUUCAAUGACAAUGACAGCGUUCGUGUUUUACCUCAAUGCAACCAUUUCUUUCAUCCUCCGUGUAUUGAUGCUUGGCUUUCUACUCAUGUUACUUGUCCUGUUUGUCGUACUGAGCUCAAUCUUCAACAUUCCUUUCAGUUUGCCAUUUCUGUUAAUACACAAAUCAAUGGUUGUGGUGGAAUUGAAAGGGUAUAA